CGUCACUCGGAUUUACGCCGACUCGUCUGCACUUGACAAUUAAAGAACUCUUGCGCAUAGUCCCAAACCAUCGCGAUCCUGCUACUAUGCCGUCCUCUGCGUCCGAGCGAACACCGCUACUUCGCUCUACAUCGGCAAACCACCCCGUCACCGAAGAUGCUGUCACAUCCGCAGAAGUAGCGCAACAGGGUCAGGGCGCUGCGCCUCAGUUUCCAACAUCGUGGAAAGCCAGAAGCGGCUCACUUACCCAAUCUGUCGACCCUGGCAGUGUGCCCCCAAUCACGGACGAAACAGACAGCCUAACCAAGUUUCAAAAGAAUGGGAAAUUAGAAGGUGUUGGAGAGUGGAAGUUUAGAUUCGUGUUUGGUGGUAUUCUACUUGGUUACUUUGUUGCCAUGUUUGACUCUACUCUUAUGGCGUCAAGUCAUCCAGUCAUCACGUCGUACUUCCAUGCAUCGAAUUCAGCCUCCUGGUUAUCAACGGCUUUUCUACUCACAUCGACCUCGCUGCAGCCACUAAUGGGUCGGCUCUCAGAUACUGUUGGUCGUCGACCAUUGUAUCUGGCUGGUCUCAUUGUUCUUGCAGCGACGACCGCAUGGUGCUCUCUUGCGCAGACCAUUGGCAGCUUCAUCGCGGCCAGAGCCUUUUGCGGUAUUGGUGCAGCCGGGGUUCUAUCGAUGGGUAAUAUCAUGACCAAUGAUCUAGUCAGCAUUGAAGUACGAGGUACCUACCAGGCAUACAUCAAUCUCUUCUAUGGAGGCGGUUCGGCUUGUGGGGCAGCGUUUGGAGGCUUUCUCUGCGACAAGUUAGGAUGGCGGAUGACUUUUGCCAUACAGAUACCGAUCCUUGUCAUACUCUUGAUAAACGGCAUUUUCACCACGCCCUCUUCGCUUGGCCCAAACCUAGCCAAGCGUUAUGGACUAGGUCUGAAGGAGGGUCUGAAGGGAUUCGAUGUCGCUGGAUCCAUCUUGCUGACGGUAUCGGUCGCGUUCCUUAUACUAGGGCUCAAUCUCGGAGGCAACAUUUAUCCAUGGAAGCAUUGGAUCGUUGUCACAUCGCUCGUCAUCGCACUGGUGACAGGCGCCGUUCUUGUUAGAGUCGAGUCAAAAGCCGCGCGAGCAGUCAUGCCUCUGCCCAUGUUGUUCAGCAAACCAAGAGGCAGUCUCGUCUUCAACAAUUUCUUUGCACAGGUUGGCAUGAACACCAUCCUAUUCAAUGCGCCCUUGUACUUCCAAGCGGUUGAGCUCGAGACGGCAUCCGUCUCUGGGUUCCGCCUUGCGGGCCCGUCGGUCGCCUUGACGAUAUGCGGCGUGUCCGCAGGCUUCAUCAUGACCGCGACUGGCCGGAUGAAAUGGCUUAUUGUUGUUGGCUCACUUUCAAUGCUGUUGGGCGCUACCUGUCUGUCUCUGAUGUGGGAUGGUAUCCCCAAGUGGCUUGCCACCAUCUUCCUGGUUCCAUCUAGCAUCGGCCAAGGUCUGAGUUUCCCAGCAACGAGCCUCGCGGUACUUGCAACAAGCACACAAGAAGACCAAGCGGUCAUGACCAGCACACUCAUUCUGUGGCGCAGUUUGGGCAUUGUGAUGGGUGUUUCGUUGAGUAGUCUCAUCCUACAGAACGCCUUGACGUCGUAUCUUGAAACACUCGUCACUGGUCAUAAUAAGGCAAAGGUAUGUCCUACUUCACUCCCGGGCAGCGAUAUCACGAUGUCCUCAACGCAGGUGUGGAAAACCAGGGACAGUUCAUCACCCGUGCUACGCAACUUCAGCAUGUCUUUCACUUCUGCUCUGCUUCGAAUGUAUUCAUCUGGAGGUAGUGGAUCUAGUCAGACUGCCGUCAUGCUGUCAUUGCUUCAAUUUUCCUGUGCUGAUAGGUGCGCACAGAUCAUCCAACACGUUCGCAAAUCGGUCCGCAGCAUCAUUGAACUCGAUGCUGUGCACAAAAGUCAAGGUCAGUCUUACUUGCCGCCAGGGAGAUGCUUCCCUCCUUCAAGCCAAAUACGAUGUCGCUUCUCUACUACAACACUGAUACUGACCUCUUCCACAGUGAUUGAGGCAUACAGCCGUAGUCUGCGACUAGUCUUCAUCUCGGCAAUCGCUAUGUUCAUCAUAGUGAACAUACUAGUGUUUGCGAUCGAUCUUCCGCAGCUCAACAAAACCAAAGCGCCUGACGAAGAAGAGGAGUCAACGUAGUACAGCCUGAUUUGAUCCUGUGACAAGGCGGCCAGAGAUCGUUA
Alternaria rosae is the source of this 2233-nucleotide messenger RNA. RefSeq names its product major facilitator superfamily domain-containing protein. Gene Ontology annotation, molecular function: basic amino acid transmembrane transporter activity. Gene Ontology annotation, cellular component: fungal-type vacuole membrane. Gene Ontology annotation, biological process: transmembrane transport; basic amino acid transport. The record is from RefSeq and is a predicted model, not a curated record. Lineage: Eukaryota; Fungi; Ascomycota; Dothideomycetes; Pleosporales; Pleosporaceae. The transcript has 2 exons. Bases 87 to 2189 code for a protein of 700 amino acids.